CCAGUCAGAGACGGCAAGACAUACUUCAGCGAUUGUCACAUAAAUAUAAUGUUUUUAUCAACGAAGCCGACGGUAUACGCCCUGUGGACUUAACCCUACACCUACAAGUAUUAUAACUCAGUGGGAGAGAUCGUCCCGGGCGACUCCCUGGAGGUGCCAAACGAAGCCGCCAUGUCGGUGACCGUUCACGAGAAUCGCAAAUCCCGCACCAGCACGGGCUCCAUGAACAUCUCGCUGUUCCACAAGCCGUCGCACCCCGACAGCGUCCUGACCCACCUGAACACGCUGAGGAAGCAGUGCCUGUUCACCGACGUCACCCUGUGGGCCGGGGAUCGCUCUUUCCCAUGCCACAGGGCCGUCUUGGCGGCGUGCAGCCGUUAUUUCGAGGCCAUGUUCAGCGGAGGGCUCCGAGAAAGUCUGGACAGCGACGUCAACUUCAGAGACAGUAUACACCCCGAGGUCCUGGAGCUUCUGCUGGACUUCGCCUAUUCGUCUCGAGUCAUCAUAAAUGAGGAGAAUGCCGAGUCGUUGCUGGAGGCGGGCGACAUGCUGCAGUUUCACGACAUCCGAGACGCGGCGGCUGAGUUUUUAGAAAAGAACCUGCACUCCUCUAACUGCCUGGGGAUGAUGCUGUUAUCAGACGCCCAUCAGUGCAAAAGACUGUAUGAGCUGUCGUGGAGGAUGUGUCUGCUACACUACGAGACGGUGAGAGAAUCCGAGGAUUUCUACAGUCUGUCUAAAGAUAAACUGCUGGAGCUCAUCCUUAGCGAUGAGCUGGAAAUAGAAGAUGAACAGGUCGUGUUCAACUCUGUGAUGCGGUGGGUCCGGUACGACCUGGAGGGUCGGCGUCACAAUUUACCAGAGCUGCUGAGGGGCAUCCGGUUGGCUCUGCUGCCAUCCGAGUGUCUGCUGGAGGCCGUGGCCUGUGAGGAGCUGGUCAUGGCUGACAAGAGGAGCAGGUCAAUAGUAGAAGAGGCAAUGCAGUGUAAGAAGAAGAUCCUUCAGAACGACGGGGUAGUGACUAGUCCCUGUGCUCGACCGCGUAAGGCAGGCCACACGCUGCUUAUCCUGGGAGGCCAGACCUUCAUGUGUGACAAGAUAUACCAGGUUGACCAUAAAGCCAAGGAGAUCAUACCUAAAGCAGACCUCCCAAGCCCCAGGAAGGAGUUCAGUGCGUGUGCCAUUGGCUGCAAGGUUUACGUCACCGGAGGAAGGGGAUCAGAGAAUGGAGUCUCUAAAGACGUCUGGAUCUACGACACUGUCCACGAGGAGUGGUCUAAAGGAGCACCCAUGCUAAUAGCCAGGUUUGGCCAUGGUUCAGCUGAGCUGGAGAAUAGUCUCUAUGUGGUUGGAGGUCACACAGCCAUAGUGGGAGUUUUUCCUGCCUCUCCAUCUGUCUCCCUAAAACAGGUGGAGCGGUAUGACCCCCUCAGUAAUAAGUGGACUAUGAUGGCUCCUCUAAGAGAUGGAGUCAGUAACGCAGCCGUGGUCAGUGCCAAACUCAAACUCUUUGUUUUCGGAGGGACAACCAUACACAGAGACAAGGCCUCCAAGGUUGGUGGAUUUGUCCAAUGCUACGACCCCGUGGGUAACCGCUGGAACAUUGCGGCCGAAUGCCCCCAGCCGUGGCGCUACACGGCGGCUGCCGUCUUGGGCAGCCAGAUCUUCAUCAUGGGCGGGGACACCGAAUUCACCGCCGUCUCCGCCUACCGCUUCGACUGUGAAACCAACCAGUGGACCCGGGUCGGGGACAUGACGUCCAAGCGGAUGAGCUGCCAUGCCGUGGCCUCGGGAAACAAGCUGUACGUGGUCGGGGGCUAUUUCGGGACGCAGCGGUGUAAGACGUUGGACUGUUACGACCCCACGUCAGACAGUUGGAACUCCAUCACCACUGUGCCUUAUUCACUGAUCCCCACCGCCUUUGUCAGCACAUGGAAACACCUACCUGCCUAACUGGAAGAACACCAGCAGCCAAUAAUUUCAGGUUGAUUGCCCUCUGAGAAAGGAGGACUGGAGGAGGAGGAUCCUCCGAGACUCCAACCCCUGCGGUCGGCAGCCGGCCGAGGCUGGAGUUCCACACGGGACCAAUCCUUACAAAAAACACAAAUCUGCACCUCACAGACUCUGGAUCAGUGCUGGGCGGCGUGGUGAACAAGCCAACAGGCACAGCACAGGUCUUAACACACACACAAAGAGAGAAUCACUCUCCGUCUGAUGCUUCCUAGAUAAUGUGAUACUCCACAAACAGACACUUGUCUGGUGGACGAAUGCUUUUGACGACCGCUCAUACAAACCUUUGUUUACUUGUUACGGGGGGAGGUUUGUGUGUGUGUUUCUAUAAUGUCUUAUUAGUCAUGAAAUUCACUACUAAAACCAUUCCAGUGUAAAGACAAAAACUCUUAAUUGAUGACAGCAUUAACAUACUCCAGCGGUUUCCCUGAAAAAUACAAAGAAACCCAAAUGAAAUGGUUCCUGUUAACCUGCACCCAGUAAACCUUAUUUCAGGUUGCGCUGCACACACUGACUGUGUUUACUAGUAUUGCUACCACAUGUGCACCAAUAUGGUGUUAAUGAACAGGCUGGGUUUGAGAGUUUUAGAUCCCAUCAUCAAAGAGGAUUUAAAUGGUCUCUUCAUCAUUUGGAAAAGUCUGGCUGAUUCUUUUUGAAAUGUAUUUUUACAAUUACCGGUGGAUCAUCAUAUCAGGUAACUAUCAGUGCACAUCGAGACAAUAUUUGAUUAUUUUUUUAAAUUUGGGAGGUGUAAAUUAAAUAUUCCCGGUGAAUGACUGAAUGUUAUUUGUAGGUUUUUAUUGGAAGCGCUGCAGUUACAUCAGAAAUAUAAAAAAAAAAGUACAGUUAACACAAUUAGUAAAGUGAACAUGUUAACGCUGCAAACACAAAUGUGUGUUAAUUAGGUCGUUAUUGACCCAAAAAAUGUAUCCAUUACUAAAUACUCUGCUCACUUUAUGCGGUGCAAUUGACUGUCCAAAAGUCAAAGCAGUCUUUGAUGUGUUGACUUCCAUUAAUUUUCUCAAAGCUGAGUACAGGGAAUUCUGUAUAGCAGACUGUUUAGUGUGAGAGAAAUGGAGUCCUCCAUGAAGGGUAUAAUCAUUCUCACUAUCCAUUCAGACCGCACUGCAAAACAGCCAACACACUACAUAGCGGGAAAAUGGAAACUCAACACUAGAAAAGUGCACCAAAAAAAACUACAUGUCUUCAAUACUGAUGAAAGUGGUGAAUUAUAAGUUGAAGGAUGCAGUAAAUGGAAGAUGUCGGGUUUUGUCCUGCCACACAUGUAAACACUAAAAAUAUUGAAGGGUGACUGAAGAACGAAUGCUUGUUCUUUAUUAAGAAUUGAACCGUUACCAUAAGAUGACUUGUUGGUUUGCAUUGGACCCGUGGUCACAGUGUCACAAUGACUUCGUCCACUUCUUAUAUACAGUCUAUGACGCUAAUCACGCCAUCUGACUUUAACACGCCGCAUAUACCUUCUGCAGGCUGCAAUACAUCCAUUACUCAUUGGUUAAAUGCUUUUGCAACCGCAUUAAAGGACAAUUGCUUUACGGCAGCUUUUACGAAUUCCACAAGGCUCGUCUCACCUGGGUUUAGAUCUCGGCCCCUCUAUCGCUCCGACAGGUCUGACAAGUUGGUAACCACCUCGACGCAUAAACAUAAUCAUUUCAUCUGUAAGUGUCUCUACUGUCCCAAACAUUUUAUCUUUGGGUCCCAGGUGCUAUUUUUUAUUGUGGACUUUUGAGCACUGCCUUUCAAUUGUCAUGUCAAAGGAUUAUUUUUAGCACACUUUUCUACAAGAGAAGAAAAAGUGGCUGUAACAGUCUUGUGAGGCAGUUAAGUUGGACUUUUGGAACUUGAAACAGAAAUCAUUUCAGUAAAAUUACUAAUUUCAGGCAACCAAUCAACAGUAUACAAAGGACAGCCAAAAUAAUUCCAAUUCUAUAAAAUAAAGAUGUAUCAUCUCUCUAUGCCUCUCACACAUUUCAUUUAAAGUGACAAAAUCAAUGGAGAGCGAUGAAUUGUUUUUCCCUCCGAGUGUGGGUGGGACUUAAUUGUGCUCCGUCUCGAUACAGAAACUAUUGGAUGGUGAUUUUGUUAAGUUCUUGGCAAAGACCUACUCAAACCCGUAGUGUCAACAUAAAAGGACCAAAUAUCUCUCUAGGUCUCAUGUGAGAUGCAGUAACAGAUCUCUGCUGAAGCCUGGACGUGUGCCCAAAAAAACCCUUUUAAAUGACAGGAAUUUUCUUUUCUUUUUGUUUUAUUUACUUUGCUAAGCUCUAAAACAUUUUCCUAUCAUUUCUGUACAUGCAUUUGCUUCCAAAGAAAUACCUUAAAGGCACAGGAAACAUGUGGGAGCAUGAUCUGUGGAUUAAACUAAAAGGCACAAAGGACAGUUGGGAUGUCAAAAGUUGCACAUGCACUCCUUUGUAUUUCCAGGAGCAUGUUUUAGUGUUGAAGGAACACGUGGAAGUGAAAGGCAACAGGGCUGCUGGUGUCGUGUUGGUCAUGGGGAAAGUCUUUUGUUUCGAUACGUCAUUCUAUUUGUUUUUUUUACAGGACGAAGAGCACAGUGUGUCCUGCAGAAACAUCACUGCCAAAGAGCCGUUCAGAAGCUGAACCCUGAACUGAUUUAUAUAUAUUCUUUUAAUUUUUCUGUAACACCUAUGCACUUUUGAUAUUUAUCAAUGCAUUCGUUAGCAGUGGUGUCUUUAUUCCACAGGUGUGGAAUGUUUUCUACACGCUGGAGAUAACGCCAGCUGUCACAAUAUGGAGAAAAAAAGACAGCACAAAAAUGGAUGAACGAGAUUUCUGCAGGACACAGAGAUGCACUCUAAAGUCUAAAACGUGGCUGAUCCGUUGUAUCGUCUCUGUGAUGCGGUAUGUGCCGGUGUUGUGAGUCCGCUGUCUAACAGUGAAAAGAGCUGCCGUGAGGAGGCUGCACAGAGAGCUCAGAAACACUCCACCUGUUCUUCAGAAAUCUGAAGUGAAAGUGUUUUUGAAACAAUAUGGAAAAACUGAAAGGUCUUGGAGAAGGGUAAAAAAAAAGUAGAUGCUGUAUGUUUUUACUGGUGAAAAUAAACAACUCACUUUUUCAACUCUGCGUGGUUCUUGGAUGAGAAGGAUGAUGAACGCAUGUCUCACUUUAGGUCAGAGAACAUUCAUUUAUUAGUGCAAGUAAAACUGCUACUUUUGUUUGUUCGUUAAACCUCUACCUGAUAUGUUUAAGUUUUAUUUGGCCAGUAGAAACAAGUUUUGAAAAUUGACAUAAUUACAUAUCCAGGGGUUACGAAGCACCAUGAUCAUUCAUUUGGAUUUUUUCUCUUUGUCUCCCCCGCGUAUGUUUAACUGGAGUUGCAACACAUCAGAAUACACACAUUUGAUUGGCUGAGUAGCAUCACGUGAUGUGAUUUACAAUGCAUAUAAUUGGUCUGUGUUUCCUGGAGCGUUAAAGUCAAUCUCCCCUCCAUCAAAAGAACCACACAACAUGAGUCGCAUGACAAACACCAUACUCAUUUAUUUAAAGAGAAUUACUGUACAUUUAAAAAACAGGAAGAAGAGAGAUAAAUAAAGCUUUAUUUAUAAUAAAAAAAAUCAUCAAACUAAACAAAAUCCAGUUAUCAGUACUUUGGAAGUUCAAAUUUGUACAUAAAACAUAUUUACAAAAUUUGUUGCUUUGCCCUUUUUUCUUUGUACAUAAAACAAGAAAAAUAAACAUUGUACCUUUUUGUUUUUAGUACAAAUACAUUUCAAAAAGCUCACAGUGCAAAAACUGUAAGGUUUAAUGUGAGUGCGUAAAAUUCCUUGUGAAUGGUUUUAGUAAAAUUCUAGUGCACGCUGAAUGGUAAUGUGGAGGAGGAGAGAGCGGAGCCUCAGACCACCACUAAACUCAUGAUCGUACAUCGUUUCUGUGAUUUUAGCUUAUGUUUCAGGCAUCCAAAAACUGCAGAUUGGGUGUUGAACUGUACAAUGGGAAAACAAUGGAGAACAGCCCUAAACUCAGGAAAGUGAAACCCACUGAAGGACGUCACUCUGGGGGAUUAUCUGGACCAGAGAGGGGGCUGGAUGAUAAGUGUAAAUUAGUAUUUAAAUGAAUCUCCCUCUUUACAGCAGGACUCUGGCUGCCACCAUGUGAACGUGUUGCUGUGAUGUACUCUUACUAAGAAAACAUCACUCGAAUCCUCUGUUCCCUUUAGAUUGAAAUGCAGAACAGUGUUGGAAUAAAGACAAAUGAAAGAAAGGACACCUUGUGGUUUUUGAGAAGGCGAAUAGAUUUGGACUAUGUGCUUGUUAAUCUUUCUAAAGUUUCAGACAGCUGAGGCAGCUGAAUUUAUAGUGCAGCAUUACACCAAAUACUGUGUAUCAGUGGGAUUUUCAAAAUACUACUUUAAUAGUCAGAUACAUAAUUUUAAAAAUACUUGCGGCACAUCACGAUCAAACAUUAAACACAACAAAAGUAAUAAAUUAAAAAGGUUUGCGAUCUUAGAAAAUUAUCUUUAAAUUUGGCAGUUUUGUUUUUUUUGGAUCCAUUUUACAACAGUUCAUCUACUCAAGGCUAGCUUUGUAAUUCAGUCUGACUGGAAUCCCAAUUAGCCAAUUAAUUAAUAUAUAUAUAUAUAUAUAUAUAUUAAAGCAAUUUUUACAUGUAUUGCUGAUAUUUGUAUUACUGAAAAGGGAAGGAAAAACAAAAUCCAUACAAAAUGCUGCUUCUAGCCAACACACCAUGUAAAGAGGCUGGUGCUGCUAAAUGUAGCUUAAAAGCUAAGGACAAACAGUGUUCUGUUAGCGGUGGUGUUAAAGGAUAACGGCUACAUGACUUAACAUGUAAACUGACCCGUGUUUA
Messenger RNA from Anarrhichthys ocellatus (wolf-eel), 6856 nucleotides. It is a transcript of the gene enc2, whose product is annotated as ectodermal-neural cortex 2. Bases 172 to 1953 code for a protein of 593 amino acids. Gene Ontology annotation, cellular component: cytoplasm; Cul3-RING ubiquitin ligase complex. Gene Ontology annotation, biological process: ubiquitin-dependent protein catabolic process. NCBI's taxonomy places the organism in Eukaryota, Metazoa, Chordata, Actinopteri, Perciformes, Anarhichadidae. The record is from RefSeq and is a predicted model, not a curated record. Gene Ontology annotation, molecular function: protein binding. The transcript has 12 exons.